UUAGACUUUUAAAAUCAUAAAUGCCAAUCUUCAAAACAUUUUGGUUAUGAAUCCAUUUCCAAUUUUUUGACAAUGCCUGAUUGAUCACUCAGGGCGACAUUUGUUGGGAAAUUAUCUCUGAUGGGAAUUCAGUUAUGACUCAACAUAAUUCAUAAUAAAAAUCUCAAAGAUACUUGAGCCGCAUCUCAUCCCACGAGUAUGAAACUGGAUUUCAAGUCUAGAGCUUUUGGCAUUAAUGUUGUUUUGGGUGGGAGCAAGUUGGAAGAUCACAUUGCCAAAAAAUGUCAUGUCCCCGAGUCUGGCAGUCUGCCAUGCCAGUCUGUAAAUGCUUAGAUGUUAUAUAAACUGAACCCAUUAGGUUAAUCUAUACUAAAUGAACACUGUAUAUCACUGUACAUCACUUUUUAAAUGUGUGCAACAAAAAACUUGUUAAAGUCAGCUCAAAUUAAAAUAACCAUAUACAAAACUACCUGCAGGCACAGUAAUGAAGCCUUAUCAAAUCUAGCUAAUGCAUCAAGAACAUAAAUCCUUAUCUCUACUUCAAAGGUCCAACCCUUCUUCUUGUAAAGAUGCCAUAUUCCUACCUCUGAUAUUUCGAUGCUUUUGAUCUUAGACCGGGAAGAGCUGGCCACAUGGUGUGUUUAAAGUAAUACUUUCUCUCCAGUACCCAGUCAUAUGGCAUUUUGUUUGUACUUUCCUUUCAUGGGUUAUGUCUGAGAGCACCCGGUUUAUGGACCCUCACCUAACCAGCCUGUGCCUGCCUGCUAGGUGAUACAUGAAUGUGUCAGUUAUAAAAAGUUAGCCUAAGGGCAAACUGUGGAUGCCUUCACCUCUGACAGUCGCCGGGUAUGGGAUUAUAUCUACAUCCUAAUCACAUCUCGCCUCAUAGUUCAGGCCUGAAUGAAUAAAGGGAGAAAGACGGCUUUUUGCCAGUUGGUCUAGAGAAUUAACAAGGGCAGGAACUGACCAAAAACCUGGGCAACGAUCUAGAGAAUAUCUACCAACUGCAGCUUCUAUUGUUUGUGCUUUGUGUAAUGAGCCAGGCACUACAACUGGAUAUGUACAUCCAAUGGCUCUACACUCAAAAGUAUGCAUGAAUUUAUAUAACAAUUCAAUGCCACAAUAUAACACGAUAGGGAUUGGUUGUUUUUUAAUCUAAGAUAAAUGCGAAAAAACUGUGAAUUCUGCAAGGUGAGAAGCACAUCUAAAGGAUCCCGCAAACCAAACUACAAGACAUCAGUGCCACAACAUCUGUAGCAGUCACCAUGUCUUAUUAUGCUUGUUCAAGGAUGGAAUUUCAACAACAGUCCAGCAGACAGUGGAACUCACAGAUAAUGAAUGAGAGUUGGUACCAUUAUGUGAAGCAUCAACAAGUCCAUGAGACUUCCACUGUAAACGAAGCCGUGUGCUAUGAGAUUGACUUGGACACACAUUCACUACAGGGAGACAUCACACAAAAGGGGUUUGAGAAGAAACGGGCUCGCCUACUUCAACCAUAUAUGGCCAGCGGGGCUGUAACAAAAGCUGUAUCGGGUCCACAGAACCCCAGCCCGGCCACAGCAGCCCAGCGCAAGGCAUCCAGACGAGCCACGCGGGAGGAUAACAGGUACCAGUCAGAAAUCCGCACAGAAGCAGUAAUGCAGGCUCUGGCUCUCCAUGGACCCCGAGUACCUGUUAUGCCUCUGCCUUCCAAGAGAGUGUCAGCAUACAGUCCGAACAGAAGAGAACAGCGAAGGGGAACAGACUCUUCAUCAGAUGAUGACAGUGUAUUUGAUGAUGACCGCUCUAGGCGUGGAAGUGGUGACCAGACGCCCUCUUCCUCCUCCUCUUCCCAGCAUUUACGUCCACAGGGAGUACGGAUAGAGCCCAGGAGAGGUAGUGCCUAUGCCAUACUGAAUAUUCCAGGAUCCAAGGGGGGCUUAGCUGAUGUUAUGAGGGAAUCCACCCCAGGCCAAAAUUUCCAGCAGCCCCCGGAUAUUACCAGCAACACCAGUACUCUGACCCGUGCAGACCGCGUGCAGCAACGAUACAAUGCUCAAAGUCAUGCACACGUGUCCUCCGUGCGUGUGUCACAUUCUGGUGCUGUCACAGGGAUGUCUGAUGAAAGUAAGAGUCACGGCAAAGUUUCUGCUAAGAUUCAACAGUUGCUCAAUACGUUAAAGAGGCCCAAGAGAAAGCCAUUAAAAGAAUAUUUUGUAGACGACGAAGAUGAACUCCAAGUCCCACCAUCAGAUCCAAAUGCCCCCAAGCCAGAGGGCAGCACCAUCUCUCCUGCCAUUGGGGAGCAGUUAAUCAUUCCAUCUGGGUUGCCCAGAAACCUAGAAGCUGCAGUCCAGAGGUAUGGAUCUGCCUCCUAUAAAGCUGCAGCUGUUACCACACUAGACCAGAAUGGGAGGCCCACGUCCACCCUCACAUACGGAAAAUUAUUGAGUAGGACUCAGAAAAUAGCCUACAACUUGUUACACAAGAUAGGUAGCAAGGUGGACCCAGGGGUGAAGCCAGGUGAUAGAGUUGCAUUAGUAUAUCCAAACCAUGACCCCAGUUCCUUUAUCUGCGCUUUUUAUGGCUGCCUAGCUGCUGGAGUGGCCCCAGUCCCUAUAGAGGUGCCCACAUCAAAGAGGGAUGCUGGGGCUCAAGGCAUUGGUUUCUUGCUUGGGUCUUUAAAUGUUAAUGUUGCGCUAACUUCUGAAGCAUGUUUCCGUGGCUUACCAAAAACACAGUCUGGGGACGUGAUGCAGUUCAGAGGCUGGCCUAAACUUCACUGGUUUGUAACAGAGCACCUAAGUCGACCUCCUAAAGACUGGCUCCCUCCUCCCCGGCUGUCUGAUGAAGCCCCAGCAUAUAUAGAGUAUACUCAUGGUGGUAAAGAUGGCAGUGUGAUGGGGGUUACUGUCACUAGGAACAAUAUGUUAUGUCACUGUAGAACCCUCACUGUAGCUUGUAAUUAUACAGAAGGGGAGGUUAUGGUAUGUGUAUUAGACUUCAAGAAAGACGUAGGACUAUGGCAUGGUAUUUUAACAAGUGUCUUCAAUGGCAUGCAUGUAAUCUUUGUCCCAUAUUCUCUGAUGAAAGUUGACCCUGCUUCCUGGAUGAAGAUGGUCACAAGAUUUAAAGCAACAAUAGCAGUGGUGAAGUCCCGGGACAUGCAUUGGGGCCUGCUAGCUCAGAAGGACCAUAAAGAUGUCAACCUGUCCUCGUUACGUAUGCUGUUGGUGGCUGAUGGUGCUAACCCAUGGUCGCUGACAUCCUGUGAUUCUUUCUUGAAUGUCUUCCAAAACAAAGGUCUCCGCCCAGAGGCAAUAUGCCCAUGUGCAAGUUCUUCAGAAACACUGACAGUCUCUGUUAGAAGACCUGGUCGUACCAGUGCCAGUGCCACAGGACGAGGAGUGUUGUCCAUGCAGGGGUUAAGUUAUGGUGUUGUGAGGGUGGACUCUGAGAACAGCUUGACCUCUCUCACUUUACAGGACUGUGGUCAGGUUAUGCCAGGUGCUACAAUGGUUGUGGUGCGCAUUGAUGGACCCCCAUACCUAUGCAAAACAGAUGAGGUUGGGGAGCUGUGUGUCAGUGCAGCAUACUCGGGCUCCGGGUACUGGGGACUGCAAGGCAUUACAAGUACUUACUUCAAGGUUCAACCCCUCACUGUAGAUGGCAGACCAGUAAGAGAGAACCACAUGUUUGUUAAAACUGGGCUACUUGGGUUUCUGGGUCCUGGUGGAUUGAUAUUUGUGUGUGGUAGCAGAGAGGGGCUAAUGACAGUUACUGGCAGACGACACAACACAGAUGACAUCAUUGCAACAGUUCUAGCAGUGGAACCUAUGAAGUUCAUUUACAGGGGGAGGAUUGCAGUGUUUUCAAUGACGGUGCUAAAAGACGAGCGCAUUGUGGUGAUAGCAGAACAGAGGCCAGACUGCUCGGAAGAAGAGAGUUUCCAGUGGAUGAGCCGUGUGCUACAAGCUGUGGACAGUAUACACCAGGCUGGGGUCUACUGUCUGGCCCUGGUCCCACCUAACUAUCUACCCAGGACUCCUCUGGGAGGUAUUCACAUACAUGAGACAAAGAAGCGUUUCCUGGAGGGAUCUCUCCACCCAGCCAAUGUACUGAUGUGUCCACAUACCUGUGUUACCAACCUGCCAAAACCAAGAGAACAUCACACUGGGGAUGUAGGUGCAUCUGCUAUGUAUGUAGGUAAUAUAGUCCAGGGGGCCAGGCUGGCUUGGGCUCAGGGAAGAGAUAUUGGCUACUUAGAUGAUGACAGCGACUCAGCAAAAAAGUAUCAGUUCCUGGCUGAAAUAUUACGCUGGCGGGCAGAGGCCACCCCUAACCACCAACUGUUCACAGUGAUGAAUGCAAAGGGUCAGCCUCAUUUGACCACUACAUGCAUGCAGCUGCACAAGAAAGCUGAGAAGAUCGGCUGUCUACUUGUGGAGAGAGGAAAACUCAAUACAGGAGACCAUGUGGCCUUGGUGUUCUCACCAGGUGUUGACUUGAUUGCUGCCUUCUAUGGAUGUCUGUAUGUUGGCAUGGUACCAGUGACAGUGCGCCCCCCUCAUCCUCAGAAUCUGGCCACCACACUGCCCACUGUCCGCAUGAUAGUAGAGGUCAGCAAGGCUGUAGCUGUACUGUCCACUGCCAAUGUCAUUAAACUGUUAAAAUCAAAGGAGGCUGCAGCUGUCACAGACAUCAAGGCGUGGCCUACCCUCUUAGACACUGAUGAUCUCCCCAAGAAAAAGCUGGCUAAUUUAUACAGGGCUCCCACUUCUGAGAUGAUUUGUUACUUAGACUUCAGUGUGUCCACCACAGGCAUGCUAGCUGGGAUUAAGAUGUCCCAUGCUGCUACCACAGCUUUAUGCAGGUCAAUCAAACUUCAGUGUGAGUUAUAUCCAUCCAGGGAUGUGUCUUUAUCUCUGGACCCAUACUCAGGACUUGGCUUUGUGCUUUGGUGCCUUUCAAGUGUAUACUCUGGCCACCACUCAAUAUUGAUUCCUCCCUCAGAGGUGGAGAUUAACCCAGCAAUAUGGCUCACUGUUGUAAGCCAGUGCAAAGUUCGAGACACAUUUUGCUCAUAUGGAGUCAUGGAACUGUGCUGUAAAGGGCUAGGAACUUCCACAGCAAUGCUCAAAACAAAAGGCGUGAAUCUUUCUUGUGUCCGUACCCUGGUGGUGGUGGCUGAGGAGAGACCAAGAAUCCAGCUGACCAGUCAGUUUACUAAGAUCUUUUCCAGCCUGGGAUUGGCACCCAGGGCAGUCAGCACCAGUUUUGGCUGCAGAGUUAAUGUGGCCAUGUGUUUGCAGGGUGCGUCUAGUCCAGACACCACCACAGUCUAUUGUGAUCUCAAAGCAUUGCGCAAUGAUAGAGUUUCACUGGUGGAAAAGGGAAGUCCUCACAGUCUUUGUUUAAUGGAGUCAGGCAAGCUUCUUCCUGGGGUCAAAGUGGCCAUUGCCAACCCAGAGACCAAGGGGCAGUGUGCAGACUCUCACCUGGGGGAGAUCUGGGUGAACACCCCUCACAAUGCCAGUGGUUACUACACGAUAUACGGGGAUGAGUCCCUGCAUGCUGAUCACUUUGACGCCAGGUUGGUCACUGGGGACACACAGACCACCUACGCAAGGACGGGAUUCCUUGGCUUUGUGAGGAGAACGGAACUUACACAGUCUGAUGGAGAGCGUCAUGAUGCUGUGUUUAUAGUAGGUGCUCUGGAUGAGACAGUGAUGCUGCGUGGAAUGAGGUACCAUCCUAUUGACAUAGAGAGCACUGUCCUCAGGUCACAUAGGAAGAUCUGUGAAUGUGCUGUGUUCACCUGGACCAACCUCCUUGUGGUUGUAGUCGAACUGGACGGAAAUGAGAAUGAGGCUCUGGACCUUGUUCCCCUGGUGACAAACGCUGUACUGGAAGACCACUAUUUAAUUGUGGGCGUGGUGGUUGUGGUGGACCCCGGGGUGGUGCCUAUCAAUUCCAGGGGAGAGAAACAGAGGAUGCACCUCAGGGAUGGCUUCCUGGCUGACCAACUUGAUCCUAUAUAUGUGGCAUAUAAUAUGUGAAGACUUUGUAUACCAAAAUACCAUGUGAGGACUUGGUAUACCAUAUACUAUGUGAGGACUUGGUAUACCAUAUACUAUGUGAGGACUUGGUAUACCAUACACUAUGUGAGGACUUGGUAUAUUAUACAGUAUGUGAGGACUUGGGAUAUUCCACAUGCACACAAUGAUGAUAUUGUAUACCAUAUAGUAUGUGAGGACUUGGUAUACCAUUUACUAUGCGAGUGCUUUCUGGUAGGUAAAAGCAAACAUAUACACGAGGAUAAAACAAUUUACAAUUUGAAAUACCAAUUGAGAAUUCCACAUACUGACCAAGUGGGAGAUUCAAGCACUGCACAGACACCAUAUAUAUUUAUAUGGUAUACAGUAUGAGAAUUCCAGAUAAAGCUUAAGGAUACCAUAGACUGUUACCACAUGGGAAAUUCAAAGCCUUAAAUGGACCCGUGACUCCAUACUGGGCAGCAUGUUAUCUUUAUGGAUUGAAUUUGCUUGUGGACUCCAUACAGAACAAGAGUAUUCUGUAUAUUAUCCUAUAUAGUAUAUUGGAUGCUCAGACAUCAUGCUGACACAUUAUUCUAUAAGUGGGCUGUAAGACAUCCAAAUACUCUAUCUCACAUAAUAUAAGAGAUUUCCAACUGAUUCACUUGUACAAUUUAAGAUGAAUACAAAGGAAUGCGAAACGUGUAUGUCAUUGUGAAAUGAAUAUGAGGAUCUUUUCCAAGAUUCAUUAGUCAUUUACAGAAAGGUUGUGUUACUGUAAUACACCAAACGGUAAACAAAGUGGACUGUCACACCAAGUUAAAAGUCACAGUUAUGGGACACCACAGUAUAAUGGCAAUGCAGCUUAUAAAUAUACUAUAUUCUGCCAAUAUCAAUGCAGCUGAAAUAUACAGUAUAUUCUGCAACAUUUACAAUGGAUGUUAUUCACCUUCCAGUUACGGACAUGUAACAUUACAGCUGUUAUACAGCUGAUUAUAAAACUGCCAGAUUCUAUUACAUACAAACCAUGUUAAAUACCACUAUCUCCGAUUAGUGUACAUUAUAUUAAAGUAUGAGUGUUUGGCUUGCUGCUCAAUCUCCAGGCCUAUUGUCUCUGUAAAGCUUCAGGGUUAUCAAGCACCUACUCUCAAAUAAGGAAACCAUUACCUGCUUUGAAGCAGGCUUUAGUCAAGUGUUAAGUUGUUAAGUCUUUUAAUGCCAUUUUGAGCUUUUGCCAGUAAACCCACAAGGUGGACUGAUAUAAAUUGGCUUGACAGUUUUUUUAAGCUGAAUUAGUACCAGCUUUUCUCAGAUUGAAAACAAGUUAGCUAAAUUUUUUUUUUCAGACUGAAGCUAUAUCAGUCUAACCUAUAUUUGAUUUCCACUUACAAGCUCUGGACGUGUGCCAUUUUGUCCAGUCAGUGUUGAUGUCAUUGGCAUCAUUUAGUGGCUGGAUAUACACAUUAUAUACAUAUAUAAAUUAUCUCCAUGUCAAAGUUUCAACUUGUUAUGUGAUAUAAGAUAUUUAAGAAAGGAUUAUAGAUGUAUGUGCUUGUGUGUAAAAGAUAUUGCACAGUGCAAUGAAAGUGUAAACUAUAGAAAAAUGUUUCUUUUAAUUGAUCAUGUACAUAUAAAGAAUACAGCAUUGUAAUUAGCUCCUAUUGUUAUUCUGCUACACUGAUGUUUUAUACAAAGCAGAUUUUGUUCAUAGAAAGGAACUCUUUUCUCUCAAAACGCAGACAUUUUUAAAGGAAACUCUUAGAACUGAACGUAAAAACUACUUAUUUACAUAUGAAAAAUACAAAUGCAAAUUUGUUUGUAAAAAUAUAUAUUGCCAAAUGCAUCUAAUACAGAAAAAGUAGCUUGUUUAAAAUUGACAAGACAAUGUGCCAUGGAUAUACCAUGCAUACAAUGUUUAAAUUGAGGCUCUGCCUUCAUUAUUUUCUUCAGUUGAAACCUGAGAAUAAGGUAAUUUUUGUAGAAUGACUAAAAAGAGAGACUAGAGUCACAAGAAGUUAACAGCAAAUAUGUAAUGGGUUUCUAUUAUCCAAUUAAUAGUUGGAAUUUAAACAUAAUGUACUAUUGAUGCAGUGUUUUUUCUCAGAAUUGCUGAUGGAUAAAUGAAUCUGCCAGCAUGAAGAGAGGGAAAAGAAUAUUAUUGUGGCAACUGACAUUGGUUUAGAAAGAGAAAGGUCUAGUACAUAUAUACAUAUAUAGAUAUAAAGUGCUACCAGAAGAAGUUGUUUAUCUGUACAUAAUCAUGGUUUGGUGUAACCAAAUAAACUGUUUCCACACUCCUUGUGUCGAU
Lingula anatina is the source of this 8322-nucleotide messenger RNA. Its product is annotated as disco-interacting protein 2 homolog C. Lineage: Eukaryota; Metazoa; Brachiopoda; Lingulata; Lingulida; Lingulidae. The record is from RefSeq and is a predicted model, not a curated record.